Molecule: messenger RNA, 1388 nt
Organism: Tripterygium wilfordii
Lineage: Eukaryota; Viridiplantae; Streptophyta; Magnoliopsida; Celastrales; Celastraceae
Exons: 7
Coding region: 116-1249 (377 amino acids)
Molecular function (GO): protein binding
Source: RefSeq, a predicted model, not a curated record
UUUCCAUGUCGGCUUCGCUUCAUUUCUCCUUCGUCGUCCUCCUCUCGUCUGCAACUGAGAAUUCAUAAUAUCUGAGAACUUUGUCUCGAUCUCCAAGUAGUCUCGUUGGAUUUUAAUGGAGAAAGACAAGCCUGCAGCUGCUUCCGCGAAGGGAAUAACCAAUUCAUUGAAGAAUCUCGAUUUGAGUCCCAAUUAUAACCCCAAAUAUACCGCUACUAUCCCCAAAUUGGCUUGUAAGAGGACAAGGACAAAACCUCCUAGUUUGAGCAGCUUGUGUCUUGGUGUCAUUGGCAGGCAUUUAGAGGAUAUAAUUCCAGAGUUGGGUGGCAUUGCUGUCAGCUUUCCGGCAGAUAUUAAGAUGGCAGGGCAUAUGUAUAAACUGACAAUGCAACCUAAGAUGCAUUCAAGGGGGCAGAGCACUCAGUGUCCUUGGAUGUUAACCAUGGCAAUGGCAGCAAUUGCCAGGAGAAGAAAGUUGCUAAAUGAUGAUGUCAUCAUCUCUUUAGCUGAUAGUGCAUGGGGAGUUCUUGACAUAUCUGGUUCAGAUGUUUCUGAUUCUGGUUUAGCAGAAGUAGCCGGUGUAUGCACACAUCUUCGAGCUGUGGACAUAAGCCGAUGCAAGAACAUUACUGCUGUUGGCGUCUCUGAACUUGUGCAAAACUGCAAGUCAUUGGAAACAUUGAGAUGCGGAGGGUGCCCAAGGAGUGACUUCACUGCACGUAGAUGCUUGGGUAUAUUCAAACCAAAGCUGAAUGAUGUGAAGGGAGAUUCCUGGGAAGAACUUGAUAUGGCUGAAAUUGGACAUAGUGCAGAAUCCCUGCGCUGGCUUGUGUGGCCAAAGAUCGACAAAGAUUCGUUGGAGACAUUGGCAACCGAAUGCCCACGCAUUUCUGUAAAUCCCAAAGCAUCCCCCUUUGGUUUUAGGGGGGCUGAAGUUCCCAUAGAAGUCUCACAAGAUAUUGCACUUGAUGAUCGCUGUGUCGAGGAUGUUGAUCCCCAAACGUGGGCAGUCAGUGGCUUUACACUAAAAACCACGUCUCCUUCUCUCUCAAGUCCCACUGAAUUGUCUCUGGCUGAAAAAUUCAGACUUGCCUUUGUAGAGAGGGAUACACGCCUAGCACCAAAGCGAGCUAAGAAUGCAAGGCAGCAUCAACGACGAGCGGAGAGGGAGUGGAGAAUGACAAAUACAGAGGCCAAGGCAAUUGCUCUUGCUGCAAAAGCAUCCAAAUCUUUACAAAGCAGGAACUAGCUGCUGUUGUAGUCAAUUAUUCAAAUGACUGGGAAGUGAAAGGUUUUAAUUAUUUUUCUGAUAUUUUGUUUUUGUAAAUUUAAACACCCAUGAAAUUGGUUCAAUGUGAUGGAGGCACAAGGGCUUUGCUUUUGGCUUA